AUGAAAACUAACUUAUCUUUCACCCAACUUGGUUCGGUAUUUAACAUACCAGGCUCAGCAGAAGAUCGUCGAAAACGAGCUAGCGACGCAUUUCAAACAGUUGAAAAUAUAUUAAUGGAAAUUUUUGUUCCUCAACGGUUAGGUGUUAGCCAUAUUUCUCGCCAACAGGCAGAAGAACAUCAUACAAUUUAUUCGAAAGAAUUUUUUGGUUCUCUUUGUCUUAUAUGGGAUGGUACUUAUAUAUAUACUGGUAAAAGUGCUGAUCAUGGAUUAAAUCGCGCAAUGUAUUCGGUUCAAAAGAAAAGACAUCUUGUGAAAUUCAUGUCUCUUGUACUUCCUGAUGGGUACGUUUUGGAUACAAUAGGACCAUUCUAUGGAAAUGAAAAUGACGCUAAAAUAUGUGAACAAAUUUUGACAACAAUGGAUCGAUUGAGAGAAUGGUGCAAUGUCAAUGACGUCAUGAUAGUAGAUCGCGGUUUUCGUGAUAUAUUAAUUACAUUUGAAGAAUUAGGAUUUGAUUCCAAAAUGCCCGCUUAUCUUGCUCGAAAUAUGAAACAACAUACUGCUGAAGAAGCAAAUGACUCACAUCUGAUUAUAUCGGCUGUACUAAAUGCAUAUCGUCCAAGAACAACUGAAUCAGUUGAUCCGCAAGCCCAGAAAACAUUGGCUAUGUCAACGGAACAACGUGCAGCAAUGCAAAAUGAUUUAAAAAAACGGGUGGAAUCCGGAAAAUUAAGUUCAAAAUCGAACUGGGAAAAAAUCAAUGAAGCAGAUUUUGAUUUUCCUCUUCUUGAUCUCGAUGAUUUAUGUUCUUUGUUCUUCCGUGUCUACCAACUUAAGCAAAGUCGGAGUUAUACAGCUGAACAUUUGGAUGAUGAUGGAAAUUACUAUAUUGAAAUUAAACCGUAUGAACAUAGUCUCAUUCGAUGUGCUAUACGUACUCGACAUUCGCACAGCACAAAAUAUUAUGUAUGGGUUGAAUAUUCAUUACGCGAUACAUCAGAGCCUACUAAAUGUCGGCAUUUAAAAUUUAAAAGUGGUGAGAGAACCGUUGGUUGUUGUGCACAUGUCGCCUGCAUUAUAUGGUGA
This is a messenger RNA of Didymodactylos carnosus, 1089 nucleotides long. Lineage: Eukaryota; Metazoa; Rotifera; Eurotatoria; Philodinida; Philodinidae. The record is from the annotation of a GenBank genome assembly.